Molecule: messenger RNA, 1146 nt
Organism: Geodia barretti
Lineage: Eukaryota; Metazoa; Porifera; Demospongiae; Tetractinellida; Geodiidae
Source: the annotation of a GenBank genome assembly
AUGGACUACUUGGGUGCGCAGUAUGGUCCCGUACAGUGGCAUGUGCGCUACACUCCGGCAGAGGAGCUUGUCUAUACGAUCCUGUCACAGCACACGUCCGACCUGAACUCCGAACGCGCCUUCAAGAGCCUGAUAGCCACCUUUGAAACGCUGGACGCGGUUGCGGACGCCUCUGUUGACUCGAUUGAGGAAGCGAUACGCCGUGGAGGUCUUGCGAAACAGAAGGCACCUCGCAUCAAGAAUGUGCUGUGCCAGAUCCGAGAUGAGAUUGGCUCUUUUGAUUUAUCCUUCCUCGCCGAAAUGCCGCUCGAUGAGGCGAAGGCCUGGCUAAAGCGUCUGAACGGUAUAGGUCCCAAAACCGCGGCAAUCAUACUUUGCUUCUCUCUUGGAAUGCCGGCUAUGCCCGUGGACACGCAUAUCUUCCGGGUUUCCAAGCGUCUUGGAUUGAUCGGACCAAAGGUGAACGCUGACAAAGCCCACGACAUAUUGGAGCCGCUGGUUGCUCCCGAAGAUGUUUUCGCCUUCCACAUGUAUCUUAUUCAGCACGGACGGCAGUUGCAGGAGGCAGAUGCGUUGAAAGUAAAAGUUGGCAUCAUCAACGUAACAGGAUAUGCGGGCGUGGAGCUUGCUCGUAUUCUCGCCCGACAUCCCAAUGCAGAGAUAACCUCCGUCACAGGCCGAAGCGCCGCUGGGCAGAAGCUCGCCGAUGUGUUCCCGCAUCUCUCAGAGAUUGACCUGACCAUUACUGAAGACAUUACCGAAUCCGUGGAUUUGGUGUUUUCCGCGCUACCGCACGCUGCGAGUGCCGAGCGAAUCGGUCACGCGCUCUCCGACGGCGUGAAGGCUAUAGACAUCAGUGCCGACUUUCGUCUUAAUGACCUCAGUGUGUACGAAGACUGGUACAGUGUGCAACAUCCCUGCCCAGAAUACAUGGAAGGUUCGGUCUAUGGCUUGACCGAACUGCACCGCGACGAAGUGUCGGGCGCCGACCUCGUUGCGAAUCCUGGAUGCUACCCGACUGCUUCGAUAAUGGCGCUGGCGCCUGCUGUGGCAGCGGGUAUCAUAGAGAGCGAUAUCAUUAUCGACGCCAAGUCUGGUGUAUCUGGGAGCGGGACGCGGCUUGUCGCUGAAGACACACUACUCUGA